Messenger RNA from Parastagonospora nodorum SN15, 1138 nucleotides. RefSeq lists its product as hypothetical. The coding region runs from base 1 to 903 and encodes 300 amino acids. The record is from RefSeq and is a predicted model, not a curated record. NCBI's taxonomy places the organism in Eukaryota, Fungi, Ascomycota, Dothideomycetes, Pleosporales, Phaeosphaeriaceae. The transcript has 2 exons.
AUGUCGACCACCAACGCUCGUGGAUAUAGCUCUUUCUACUUUCACAUUGCCUAUAACCCUGAACUUGGCAACUUUCGACGUUUUGCGGCUUACUGGGCCAAGAGAGUGCACGACGAGACUGCUGAGCUGAGUGCUUGCAUAGCGAACCUUGACAGAGAGAUCAAGAGAUUCCCCCACUUGGACGCCCAAACAGUCUUGGACUGUCCCAAACGAACCUUCCAAGAGGGUUGCCCAGAUACUCAGGAUCAGUACAAAAACGUGAACUCCCGAUGGAGAGAAUACGACGAGGCUCUCAUGCGUUAUGGCGAAGUGUUAUGUAUGAGUGAGCGCAUCAUGAACUUUCCUACACAAGACAAGUUCAAUACCAAAAAAUUGCGUUAUUGGACAUCGCCGCAUUACAAGCCUCUCUUUGACCAGGACGAGUUCGUUCCAACGGGGGAGCCGGCGAAGACGUACAAAGACGAUCCAGAGACUACCGAUACCUGUGCUUGGAGAGCGUUUGCUCAUGACGACUUUUUGACGAACCGGUUCUUGGAGCUUAUCCCGUGGAUUGACGAGCAAAUUCUUGAUCGUUGGCGGCGACUCCGUGUUCGUGGCGUCAAACAUGGCGAAGCUCAACUCCCAUCAACUUUGCACUACAAGAAGAUUGUCAGAACACUGGAUACCUUGACCUGUGCGCUCGCAUCAGGUGUAUUGGUGAUUACUAUCGGCGUACUUAAGGUCGUUCGGCCUUGGUCUAUACGCAUCAUACUCACGUGCAUUUUCGGGACGUUGUUCGCCAUUCUUCUGAAAAUAAUGGCUGGAAGUUUGACGAGAGGAGAGGUCUUCACCGCGACAGCAGCCUUCUACGCCGUCGCAGUGGUCUUUGUCAGCAAUACAGAUAACAACUACGCGUGUCAUUGAGAAAGGAGUGUUCCUUUGAUGAGCAGGCAAUGAUGGGACGUUGGAUUGCCCAAUGAGAGGUGCGUGCGCGCUAGUCUCAUUGAGUCUUAACCACAUACGGUGAGCCACUCAGUCAUUUCUAUUGUCAGCCUUAUUUCUGCUUCUACCGCUCUGUUUGCUUCUUGGCCGCUGCGAAUGUAUUGUCGUUCAAUUAUAAAAGAAGCGUGUAUGUGCUGGUUGCGUACACUAUCAAACC